This is a messenger RNA of Cucumis melo (muskmelon), 2595 nucleotides long. RefSeq names its product putative disease resistance protein RGA1. NCBI's taxonomy places the organism in Eukaryota, Viridiplantae, Streptophyta, Magnoliopsida, Cucurbitales, Cucurbitaceae. Gene Ontology annotation, biological process: defense response to other organism. The record is from RefSeq and is a predicted model, not a curated record. Bases 1 to 2595 code for a protein of 864 amino acids. Gene Ontology annotation, molecular function: ADP binding; protein binding. The transcript has a single exon.
AUGUCGAGCCUCAAAGCAAUUCUUUUGGAUGCUGAAGAGAAGCAAGAACAAAAUCAACGUCUACAUGAUUGGUUAAAGGAACUUCAAAAUGUCUUUUACCAAGUUGAGGACUCCAUAGAUGAAUUCAAAUGGGAAUUCUUCAAACAAAAGGACACUGGAAAACAGGUACUUGCCCAUUUCUCGUGCUCUAGUCGAAUUUCUGCAAAUAAAUUGAAACAGAAUUUUAAAAGGAACAAAGUAUGCGACGAGCUCAAUAAAAUUGCAGCCAAAAUGUAUGAAUUUCAUCUCAAAGUAAAGCACAUCGGUUCCAUAAGUAUGGAGACAACACACUCUUUCCCUAGUGCUUCAGAAAUUUCAACAAGACACCUGAAACCAAGUUGGCAAUUGCUUUACCCUUUAAAACAUGCUUCCAGAAAUUAUGACGAAGCAUAUGAUGGCAUUUUGAAUGUUUUCAAUAAAUAUACUCAUGGGUUCUUCCACAUAGUUGGGGAAGCAGGUAUAGGUAAGAGCACAAUGGCCAGAUUCUUGUACAAUCAUGAAAAUGUAGUUGAUAGGUAUACUAGAAGAUACUGGGUUUGUGUGGAAGAAGGCUUUAAUACACAUAGAUUGGUGAAAGAGGUUUACAGUCAUGCAGACAAUGAAGAAACUCGGGAGGACUUGACGACAGAACAAUUGCUUUCUAAGUUUAUACGACUUCAGAGAGAGGAAACCUUUUUGCUCGUCUUUCAAGACCUUUCAAUCACCAACUUGGAUAAGUGUUCCACUUCAGUGUUAAUUAAAUUAUUGGAGAUGGGACACCAUGACAGCAAGAUCAUAGUGACCACACAAACUGAGGAAAUUGCCAAAGAUAUAGAUGUCCAUGGCUACAAGACUGAGAUACAAUCAAAGAAAAAUCUGGCGAAUGGUGACGAAGUAUCUGCAGACAAACAGUCACUAACAAAAAAUACUCAGAACCAAGCAGUUCCAGGUUCACAAACUGAGGAAACUGCAGGCGCUAUAGCAAACAUGAUCUAUGAGACUGAGAAAAACUUAGAGAAAAAUCCGGUGGCUGGUGACAGAGAAUCUGAAAGCAGCCGAUUGAUAACAAAAGAUGCUCAGAAUCUAGACGUUUCAAUUCCACAAGUUACAGAAUGUGAACCUGAUAGGGGAUAUCAAACAAUUUUCAAACUUAAGAAGCUGUCAAAGCAAAGUUCAUCUCUUUUAUUCAAAGAAUAUGCUUUCAGAAACAGUCCAGAAGUACAAAAUCCAGAACUCACUAAAAUAGUUGAUCAACUUUUGGAGAAAUGCAUGGGAGUUCCUUUGGCAAUAAAGUGUCUGGGAAGCUUGCUAUCUUCAAAAACUAGCAUAGCUGAAUGGAAAAACAUCGAGAAAAAGUUGAUGCCCCAAGAGAAAAAGGAAGACGGUAUUUUACAUGUACUCAGAGUUUGCUAUGAUCAAAUGCCCUCACAAUUGAAGCCUUGUUUCCUGUAUUGUUCUCAAUUACCAAACGAUCGCAUAUUUUCUUCAAAUGAUAUGAUUCAGUUAUGGAUGGCAAAUGGGCUCCUCCAUUCACCUGAAGAGAAGAACUUAGCUAUGGAAAAUAUAGGUAAGAAGUACUUCAUGGAGCUAUGGUCAAGAUGUUUCAUUCAAGAAAUUGAAGAACAUGGGCUUGGCUACUGGAUUAAAUUGCACCCUCUCAUCCAAAAACUUGCACACAAAAUCACACAAGAACAAUCUGAGGGCUCGUGGGGCAACAAUCAUUCCAAAGAAAUCACUGAAAUAAGAUCCAUAGCCUUUCAAGAAAGAAAUAUGGUGCUACCUAAUGCAUCCCUAACUGAAAAGUGCAUCUGGAGGUACAAAUGCUUAAGAUUGUUGUAUUUAGGCAAUGCAGACCUUCAGGAAAUUCCAAAUUCCAUAGGAACACUCAAGUACCUGAGAUACCUCGACUUGCAUGGCAAUCAGAAAAUCAAGCAUCUACCAGACUCAAUAUGUGAUCUACAAAGUUUGCAAACCUUAAUUCUUGAUUCUUGUUCCGCACUUGAAGACCUGCCGAAGGAUAUAAGGAAUUUGAUCAGCCUGAGAUACUUGUGGGUAACAACAAACAAGCUUCAUCUGCACAAAAACGGAGUUGGAACCAUGACCUCUCUGCGAUUUCUUGCCAUUGGAGGGUGCAAGAACCUAGAAAAUCUAUUUGAACGGCCAGAUUGCCUUGCAGGCCUUGAAACCCUAAUGAUAUAUAAUUGCAAUACCUUGAAAUUGUUGCCAAACGAGAUGAGGUAUCUAAAAUCACUACAAAAUUUGAUGAUUUGGAGAUGCAAGCAACUUACACUAAACUUAGAAGAAGUCGAAUUCAAGCUUCAAAGAUUCACGGUCAAGGAGCUUCCAAAAGUGGAAAGCUUACCUCGAUGGCUUGAAAAUUCGAUAGAGACUUUGAGAACCUUGCAGAUCAUCAAUUGUCCCAUAAGAUUAAUGGAACUACCGGUAGAUAAAAAGUACAGAGCACUUGAAAUUUUCUUAAUUCAUGGUUCGGUAAGGUUUGAUACAAUGCCAGGUUACGACUUUGAACACCGGAAUUUGACAAUCUUUCGUGGUAAUGAGAUGAAUAUACGUUAUUAG